This is a messenger RNA of Toxoplasma gondii ME49, 2388 nucleotides long. Its product is annotated as PHD-finger domain-containing protein. The record is from RefSeq and is a predicted model, not a curated record. The transcript has 4 exons. Bases 1 to 2388 code for a protein of 795 amino acids. Gene Ontology annotation, biological process: negative regulation of DNA-templated transcription. NCBI's taxonomy places the organism in Eukaryota, Apicomplexa, Conoidasida, Eucoccidiorida, Sarcocystidae. Gene Ontology annotation, molecular function: transcription corepressor activity.
AUGGAGGCCUCAGACGCGGAAGAGGCGCGGAGCGUCAGCAGUCGCGAGAGCAACGACAGCAUCUGCUUCUGCUGUCGCGGCGGCGGCGAAGUCGUCUGCUGCGAGGGAUGCCCGAACUCGUUCCACGUCGGCUGUCUAGACACCGCGCGGCGACCCCAGCUGACAGAGGAGGAGUGGUUCUGUCCUGAGUGCGUCGCACGCUCGGCGGAGAGCAAAGGGGAUUUGGCAUCUGCGUUUUUCUCGGGAGUUCUGCCUUCGCCCGGUUCCUCACGCUUCCGCCCCCCCUCGCCGCUGUACCCGGCGAAAGACGCGAACUUCAAGGACUCGCAGUCGUCUCUCCGAGCAAAGAAAAGAAGCCUCAGAGCCUCUCAGCUUCUCGCGUCGGAGGCGAGCUCCUCCAGCCUCGCCACGGCUGGCGGCGAGCUCAGGGAGAAAGCAACAGAAGAAAGAGAGGGCGCCCGAGAAGCGCAGAGAGGAGAACGGGGAGAACAGACCGCGGAGAUGGAAGAGAGAGGAGAACAGAGAGCGGAGAGAGAAGCGAGAGAAGAAAGAGAGGAGACAGAGACCGAGCGCGCCGUGAAGAACGAAGGUGGAGAAGCCGCAAAGGAGGACCCGUUUAGAGAGCCUGCAAACGCAGCAGCAAGUCUGGGGAAACUCGAAGUUUCUUCAGAGACAGAGAAUGGCGGCUCUCAGCCGGUUCUGGACUCCCGUCAUCGACGCAUGCCGGAACAGGAGAAUGAAGAGAAAGGAGACAGGCGAAUGCAGAGCGCUUUGUUGAACUGCGAGAAAGAAAACGACCGAGAAGACAGAGACAAACGAGAAGGCGACGCUGGCGCAGACGGUGAAGCCUCCAGAGGCCGGCCUUGCUCUGUCUCCUCAUCUCCGUCCACAGCAGCGUCGUCUCGCGACCUCUGUCCCCCACUGUCCUCUCACCCGUCUCUUUCCUCUUCUUCUCUUUCUUCUUCUCUUUCUUCUUCUUCUCUUUCUUCUUCUUUUUCUUCUUCUUCUCUUUCUUCUUCUUCUCUUUCCUCUUCUUCUUCUCCUUCUUCUUCUUCUUCUCCUUCUUCUUCUUCUUCUUCUCUUUCUUCUUCUUCUUCUCUUUCUUCUUCUUCUUUUUCUUCUUCUUCUCUUUCUUCUUCUUCUCUUUCUUCUUCUUCUCUUUCUUCUUCUUCUCUUUCUUCGUCUUCUCUUUCUUCUUCUUCUCUUUCUUCGUCUUCGCUUUCCUCUUCUUCGCUAUCUUCCGCUUCUUCCUCUUCUCUUUCCUCUUCUUCGCUUUCUUCUUCUUUCCACCCGUCUUCGUGUUCGUCUCCUCAGUCCUCUUCUCCUCAGCCUCCCUCUGCCCUGCCUUCUUCCUUUCAUUCUCCUCUCUCCGCGUUCUCUUCGUUCGCGAGCUGCCGUCCAGGGAGAUGGGGCAACACGGCGGGAGGCGCCGGGAGUAGCUCGAAGAAGCGGCGCAGGCGAGGAGACGAGACGCGAAUCAACGUGGGCCCUGACUACCAGGUGCCUCGACUUCCAGAGUUUUACUUGUCGCGGACGGACGAAACUGCCUCGGCAGAGGAGGCGCGCUGUGCGUUGUUCCCUUUUUCACCGUCGCUGUCUGCAUGCGCCUCGUUGCUUGUCUCCUCUCACGCUUCCAGUUCUCCCUUCGCCUCGCAGCCGUCUGCGGCGUCAUCUUUCUCGUUCCAAGAGCGGCUUUACUCGCAGGCCGCGCCUUGCGCGGCCUUCCGAGACGCAGCCCAGGCAGAGGGUCUGCGAGGACGGUCGCAGGCGCAGACAGCAGGCGAGGAGAAGAAGCGAUUCAGAGCGUUUCCAGGUUGCUCGCUGGCCUCGCCGUGUGGAGGCUAUUUCUUGCCGCCGGUCUUCUGUUCGGGUGACUCGGCCGCAGCUCUCGGCGCCGCCGGCAACUUCGGAGCGCCCCCCGGCAGCGCGUUCGAAGACAGCAGACACAGCGCGCUGGAACCCAGGCUCGUUUACUCGCCGCGCUGUCUCGAAGAAAAGAGACAGCAGUGCCUCGCCACCGGACGCAUGCAGCACUGCAUUCGGACCCAAGGGGAACUCGCAGACUUCGUCGAGACCUGUUCUCGCUGCUGGCAUGCGCGGCCAGGCUGGCAGCCGUUCUCUGCGGAGUUCGCCUACCAACUUCUCCACCGCGCCGGCUACGAUCCUCAGCGAGCUCUCCGCAUGCUCGACGACCCGGGAUUCUGCUUUAACGACAUCUGCGAUCCGCCGCUGCGCAAGUACGACAACAAGUGGAAGCGCAGAGACAAGCGAGGAACUUUCCCCAACAGUCCGUAUCCUCCCCCGCUCGUCGUCCAGUCUUUUCUGCAGGAGAAAAGCCGCGCCUGUCGCCCCUCCCUCUCGGGGACCGGGUCCUAUGCAAUUCGAUGA